AUGAGUCAAUUCCUCCCACGAAUUCUCCCCCGCUCUCGUUCCCUUCAAGUUCUCACUCCCCCACUACCUUCAAGUUCCUCCUUCAGGCAAUUCACCUGCUCGUCCGCCCUCCAGAAGAAAGCGAAAGCCCACCGGAACCCCAAGAUGGCCACCGUCAGCACCAAGACCGGCCAGGAGGUCGACCGCCUCACCCUCGACUCCAUGCUCCGUCGUCGCAUGUUCUACACUCCCUCCUUCGAAAUUUAUGGUGGUGUCUCUGGUCUCUAUGACUAUGGCCCUCCCGGAACCGCCUUGAUCGCCAACAUGACCGACGUGUGGCGCAAGCACUUCGUGCUCGAGGAGGAUAUGCUCGAGGUCGAUUGCACCAUGCUCACCCCGCAUGAGAUUCUCAAGACCAGUGGCCAUGUCGACAAGUUCGCCGAUUGGAUGUGCAAGGACCCCAAGACUGGCGAGAUCUUCCGUGCCGAUCACUUGGUGGAGGAGGUGCUGGAGAACCGCCUGAAGGGUGACAAGGAGGCCCGUGGCCAUAAGGUCGAGGUCGACGCUGAGAAGGAGGCUAAGAAGAAGAAGAAGUCCAAGGCUGCCCAGGCUGUCAAGCUGGACGAUGCUCUCGUCAAGGAGUACGAGGAGACUCUGGCUCAGAUUGAUAACUUCGAUGGUCCUGAUCUGGAGAACAUUAUUAAGAAGUACAACAUUCGCAACCCCGCUACCGAUGGCGAGGUCCAGCCCCCCGUCGCCUUCAACCUCAUGUUCCAGACCUCUAUCGGUCCCAGCAGCAACAUGCCCGGCUACCUUCGUCCUGAGACUGCCCAGGGUCAGUUCCUGAACUUCCAGAAGCUGCUCGAAUACAACCAGCAGGCUAUGCCCUUCGCCUCGGCCUCGAUUGGAAAGUCCUUCCGUAACGAGAUCUCUCCCCGCGCUGGUCUGCUGCGUGUGCGUGAGUUCCUCAUGGCUGAGAUUGAGCACUACGUCGACCCUGAGGGUGGUAAGAAGCACCCCCGCUUCGUCGAGGUCAAGGACGUUGAGAUGUCCCUGCUGGACCGCAACGUCCAGUUGUCUGGUAGCACCAAGACCACCACGAUGACCAUCGGCCAGGCCGUCGAGACCGGCCUCGUCGACAACGAGACUCUGGGUUACUUCCUGGCCCGUAUCCAGCUUUUCCUGACCAAGAUUGGUGUUGACCUGACCAAGCUGCGUUUCCGUCAGCACAUGGCCAACGAGAUGGCUCACUACGCCGCUGACUGCUGGGACGCUGAGCUUCAGACCAGCUACGGCUGGAUUGAGUGUGUCGGCUGUGCUGACCGCAGCGCCUACGAUUUGACUGUGCACAAGAACAAGACCGGUGCCCCGCUUGUGGUGCGCGAGACUCGCCCCGAACCCCUCCGCAUUGAGGAGUACCAGAUCGACCUUGAGAAGAAGAAGUUCGGUCCCCGCUUCAAGAAGGAUGCCAAGACUGUCGAGAAUGCUGUCGAGGCUCUGUCCCAGGACCUGCGCGAGAAGCUGUCUCUGGAUCUGGAGAAGGAGGGCAAGAUCGAGAUCGAUGUCGAGGGCGUUGGCUCCGGCAAGGUCGAGCUCGAUAAGGAGUUGAUCAAGAUUGAGAAGCGUACCCGCGUUGAGAAUGUCCGCGAGUACACUCCCAAUGUUAUCGAGCCCUCUUUCGGUAUUGGCCGUAUCAUGUACAGCAUGAUCGAGCACGUCUACUGGUCCCGUGCUGGUGACGAGGCACGUGGUGUCCUUUCCUUCCCUCCCGCUAUCGCCCCCACCAAGGUCCUACUGGUCCCCCUCUCGACCAACCCCGCCUUCAAGCCUCUGACCCUGAGCCUGACCACCAAGCUGCGCCGUCUCGGUGUCUCCACCCGCGUGGAUGACUCUUCCGCCAGCAUUGGCAAGCGUUACGCUCGUAACGAUGAGUUGGGUACCCCCUUCGGUAUCACCGUUGACUUCCAGUCUGUCAAGGACAAUACCUUUACCCUGCGCGACCGUGACUCCACCAAGCAGGUCCGUGCCAGCGAGGACGAUAUCCUCCAGGCCAUCAAGUCUCUCACUGAUGGCGAGGAGUCCUGGGAUGAUAUUGCCAAGCGUCUUCCUGAGUUCACUGGUCAGGAGUCCCUCCUUGACACGUCGCGUCGAUAUGAGAUCACCGAAGCCGUCGAACUAAACUUGUCGCGCGACGAAGACUCCGUGACGUCGCUGGCUGCGGCGCCGCAGAAUGACGAUGACGACCACUCCCUUAUUGCCCUGGCUGGUAUCAACAGCUCCCUCGCAGAGCAGAAGAAGAAUAACAACCAGCAUAUGCGUGCAUUCCGGUUCAAGGCACCACGGAAGGUACAGACAGACCAGGCCGUGACCAGCGCGGGCGCGGGCGGCCAGCAAACGAUCGAGGGUAGCAAAGAGAAGGAGGAGAAGAAGAAGGUGGAAGUGAUUCCUGGGUCAUCAGAAGCAGUUUCUCGUGCGUCUAUCUUCCGCACCAAGGGGCCUGGCUCAGAUGAUGCAUACCAGCGUAUCAUGAGGCUGUCGCCGUGGAAGAAGCAGCCCGAGGGCGAGGACACAGACAAGAAGAGCAAAGACACCCGCAUAGGAGCUAUUGCAACUGGCAUGGCCUCAUCUGGCGAGAUUGUUUUCUUCCGCGCGACUGGUUCUCCCAGCGAAUCCGAUGUGAUUGGCCGUAUUCGCCUUGGCUCCAACGAGGAAGCUGAGGAUGUGGAUUUCGCAGACCUCGAGCUUGACCCAGAGCAGAAGGAUGCUCGGGGGAAAUAUCGCAUGGCAUACACCAACGGCGUGGACGUGAUGGUUGGAGAGAUCUCAUCUUCCACCCGCUCCAACGCUGCCCCCAAUGUCCGCAGUAUCUACACAAUUCCUCUGCCCAGCAGCGGUGCCAAAGCCAUGCGGCCCAAGAUCCGCUCAUUACGCUUCAUCUCGACAAACACAAUCCUGCUCCUCCAAAAUGCCCCCGACCGUGGCGGAAGCGAGCUGGUCCUCAUCAGCGUCCCUAAAGACAAGAACCACAUCUCAGCCGUCCUCCGCCGACGCAAACUGCCCCGAAGCGUGAAGAUCGGCCUAGGCCUCGACGUCUGCCCACUCGGCACAAACCCAGUCGGCCAACAACAAACCAUCGUCGCAGCCAGCGGAAGUGACAACUCAAUCAACAUCUGGACUCUAGAAAACGGCCCAAAGAGAGGAUGGUCCCGAUUCAGACCCUACACAACCCUCACCGAAGUCCACCCCUUCUCAAUGACAAAACUCGUCUUCUCAACCUUCACCCCACCCGCACACCCCAUAACGCCAGAAGUCCUCCCCCAAAGAGUCAAACUUGCCUCAAUAAGCAUGGGAAAUACAGUCGUCAACAGCCCGCUACGUCCUCGUUCUCCCGGCCCCGCCGAAUUCUGGGAACUCAUGUAUUUCACGACAAUGUGUCUGAUCUCUUUCCUCGCGAUUAUGACUGCUUUGUACGCCUACGCGGAGAUUCGCGGCGGUGUUCCGCCUUUCCUUGGCUCGACGGAGUGGUUACCUGUAUCAUGGCAAAACUCCUUUGCAAACGAAUACGUCCUCCCACCAUUCGAGCAGCGCUCGUUUUUGGAUAAUUUCUUCAUUUCUGAUCCAAAUGCCAAUACAAAGGCGAAAACUCCCAUCCCAACAGCACAAACCACACCUGAAGAAGAAACUCAACUCGAACACGAAUUAUCCAGUCUAAAAGAUAUCCUCGACCGAGUACACUCAUCCGGCGCCGCACCAGCUGACAUCGAAUCUAUCUCCUCGCACGAAGUCUCCGUCAUCGUCCGCUGUACCGAGCACAAUGAUGCCGAGACGAGUAUUCUCGUUGAAACGGCUUCAUCCACGCAUGCGGAGAAGGUUUCUAAGAUGGAGGAGUUGCGCGCUUGGAAGGAAUUGAGUGAGUCUGAUCGGGAUCUUUGGAAGAAGAAACUUACGGAUGCGGGGAGGUGGACGGCGCAUCAGGGGGAGAGUGUGUUGAAGGGUGUUUUGUUUGGGGAGGUUUGUGGUGGGGUUGGACGGGUUGCUAGGGAUAGUUUAUAG
Molecule: messenger RNA, 4032 nt
Organism: Penicillium cosmopolitanum
Lineage: Eukaryota; Fungi; Ascomycota; Eurotiomycetes; Eurotiales; Aspergillaceae
Product: glycine--tRNA ligase
Exons: 4
Coding region: 1-4032 (1343 amino acids)
Biological process (GO): mitochondrial glycyl-tRNA aminoacylation
Cellular component (GO): cytoplasm; mitochondrion
Molecular function (GO): glycine-tRNA ligase activity; protein binding; ATP binding
Source: RefSeq, a predicted model, not a curated record